Sphaeroforma arctica JP610 is the source of this 2545-nucleotide messenger RNA. RefSeq lists its product as hypothetical. The transcript has 10 exons. Gene Ontology annotation, molecular function: hydrolase activity. Lineage: Eukaryota; Ichthyosporea; Ichthyophonida. Bases 121 to 1683 code for a protein of 520 amino acids. Gene Ontology annotation, biological process: nucleotide catabolic process. The record is from RefSeq and is a predicted model, not a curated record. Gene Ontology annotation, cellular component: cytosol.
CUCAAAUAAAACAUAUGAGCAACUGGUGAUUCUUCCAGCAAGGUGUACCAAUUCGGUUCACAAAUAAACGCCUUAUUUUGUUGUAUACCAAACAAUUAGUUUUGAAAUACGGAAGAAAGCAUGCAUUAUUUAGUUUCUCUCACUAUAAUUUUUGGGCUCUGCUCAAUCAAGAGCCCAGUAGCGUCGACUGUCAGGUUACAUCAUCCUACAGACGACACUACGAACAAUGGCGUAGUGUUUGACGUAAAUAUCCUGCAGACUACCGACAUCCACGGCUGGAUCACAGGGCAUCGGCACCAGCCCACAUACAACUGCGACAUAGGUGACGUGUACUCGUUCACCACUCACAUGCGAGAGCUAGCCAACAACCGCAAUUCAUCGUUUAUGAUGUUCGACUCGGGCGAUCUGAUCGAGGGCACUGGCAUAAGCGAUGCCACCGAGAUGCAUGGCCUGUACAUCUUCAAAACUCUGACACAUCUGAACUACGACGGCUUGGCUGUGGGCAACCACGAUGUCGGGCACAAGGAUGUAACAAAGUACAUCCAUGAGACUUUCGCUCCGCACUGGGGAUCGAAUUAUAUCACGUCCAAUGUGCUGUGGGCAGAGAAUGGAAAACCACUCGGAGGCAGUCAAUAUCAAGUACAAACCACUCUGCCGGGUAUGCGUGUGCUCAAGUUGGGGUUCUUGUAUAAAUUUCUGGAACACACAUCGAAUGUGGUGGUUGUGCCUCCUGUGAAGAGUGUCAAGGAGGAGUACUUCCGCAAAGCAAUGGCCGAAGCAGUAGAUCUGAUAGUUGUGAUCAUGCAUAUAGCUCCUGACAUGGAGGAUAUGAACUACAUACACACCGCUAUUCGCCGAGCCCAGCCAGACGUUGCCAUUGCGUUCCUGGCAGGCCACUCCCAUGUGAUGCGAUUCCAUGCCGUUGACCAAAACGCAUUCGUUAUCCAGUCGGAUCAUUACCUGUACCACUUAGGUGUUGCGAAGUUCCUGCUCGUGGACGGGAAAAUCACACAUUUAUACCACAAACAAAUACGCUGCAAUCGCACGGCACUGGCGUCGUAUGUGGGAGAACCUACGAACGAGUUUCAACUGCCGGGUGGCUAUGCUUUGAAGAAAGACUUGGCCCGAUGGACAGAAGAAUUAAGCCUGGAUACGGUGGUUGGGCAAAUGCAGCACACCUAUAGCAAAUCGUUGCAGGUGUAUAACAAGUGGAGUCUCCGCAACCUCUUUGUGGAGCACGUCAUUCCGAAAACGCUAUUUGCCGAGACUCCGUUGAAGCACAAGCCGUUCUAUAUCUCAGGUGCUUUCUUCCUGAGAGAUAAUCUGUACCAAGGCAAUGUGACCGAGGCCGACAUCUACGCAGUCAUUCCUUUUACAGACAAGUUCCAUCAGUAUGAAGAAGUUCAAGGCACUGUGCUCAUCGCAUUGGUGCGCAAACUGUUAAGCAAGGCGAGCCAGAACUGGGGUGGACCCGCUUGGUUCGUGACCCAGGAAUGGAUCGAGCCUGACACCACCUACACAGUGGUGGGGACUGUGUACGAUUUCUUCAAAUUGGAUGCGCAGGUGAAGACCAUACCCGGAUGGACCGAAGUCUCAUCGAACAUCACCACAAUCUACGGCCCUCGAUCGGCACUGCACACAUACAUACAAAGAUCAAGCGUGCGCUCGGCUGUAGGUGCAUGAACAGCUAUCCUUUAGAAGUAGUAUCCUCUGCCUCGGAGGAAAUACGGUUUUACGCGGGAAAGUAACAGUUUUUUCUUGUUAGUAGAAGCCUGCUUUAUAGUUAAUUGCAAGUAGUAUAGUUUUCACUACGCAACUACCGAUACAAUGGCAAUAGCCUUGGGUAACCUAAUAAGAUGGCAACUUGUGUGAGCAUGGAUUUGCCCAUCGAUUGUAGUGUAUUCUGCGUGUUAUAAUACCCCAUGGGCUUGUAGAGAAAUUUUCUUAAUAACAGCACGCAUUUUACAACCAAGUGUGCUUUGUUACCUAGCAACUAGUUGUGUUCUUGCUGUCAUGGCAACCGAACGCACAGACAGCCAUGAAUAGUACUUCUACGAUGCUCUUUCAGUUGUGCACAUGAAUGAUCCUGAUAGCACACAGAGACACUUCAAGGGUCCGUGACGAUGCAUGGCCUUGACGCAAUGUCGACCCUGGUUGAUAUUUCCUUGUAUUAUCGAUAGCCCUGAUAUUAGAGUCAUAAUAUGCUUCAAAAGAUGUAACGAGAAAACUCCACGUGCACAAGUAUAUCGCAUAAGCUUCCAUUCCGAGAUAAUAGAUUAAUAAGAGCAUAGAGAACUCCGCUCAUAGCUCUUAGUUCAGGCGCGAAACUUCUGUUUCUUGGACUCGGCUAAGGCUGUACUUAUGACUAAUAAACUCAAGACAAUGGAUAACACCUGGACAUUCUGGGUUUACGCACAAUGUGCAGUCUAUAACAAUAAGAAUGGGGAUGACAAAGCAUAGUUCGUAACGCAGAAUAGUUUUGUUAACAUGUACAUAUAUAACCUGUUUCUUCUCCGUUACACGGAUGGGAUCCGGUGAACCAUCC